CACCUCCCUCCUCUCUCAGUUCCCCCAGCUAUAGCGAGGAAGGGACGCUGAUUCAGGCGUUGGGUCUUUACGCUAACAACAGACCUGGUUGAAUGUGUCGGACCCCCCCACCCUCCCAGUCCAAGCCCCUGUCCCACCCACCGCUCUGCAACACCAGUCCUCAUUUGGGGCUGCUGGAUCUGCUCUUAAGCGCCUUCACUCCUUUGCUUUCAUUGCAGGAGAGAGAGGGUGAUCUUAUUUUUCCCUUUUAACGGAUUGAUUUCCGACUGAAUGUGGAGCUGGGCUGUUUUCUGUCAUCGGGGCUGCCGCUGCAGGACCGGAGCUGGUGCGAAUGUAAACACAAAUUAAAAACACUCUUUUGAACGUCGGAACAAAGGGAGGUUGAAGAUCUUUUUUCUCGCCACCGGUCUGUCAAUCAUUUCUCCCACUGCAGCUGUCAAGUUGGAGCCCUGCUGGGAAAUGGACAAACCCCUCUAAAGUGAAGACUGCCGCACUGACACGAGCGCGCACGGGACGUGAUUUGGACGGGGAUCCCAUUGUGACGCGUGAAGCCAGAGGAACAUGAGGAGCAAGCACAUCCAGGUCAGGAGUUAACCUCAGCGUUCGUCUCCUCCACCUGCCUCCUGUGAGAACUACACUACACAGAAUUCCAGUGAACUGACGACCCAGUCUGACAGUUAGAUCGGUUUAACAAAGACACUCAGAGGAACAACAGCAACAACACUAACACUGCUGGGAAGAGGACAGACAUGGCCAACAACACGGCAGACCACCCUCCGGGGAAUUCGGUUGCUGAGGGCAACCAUGAUGGGGACUUUGGGGUGACCACGAUGGAGCUGAGGGACCUGAUGGAGCUGAGGAGCGCCGAGGCUGUCAGCAAGAUACGGGACACGUUUGGAGACGUGCAGGGCAUCUGCCGCCGUCUGAAAACAUCACCUAUAGAAGGUCUGUCCGGUAACCCUGUCGACCUGGAGAAACGUCACGCAGCAUUUGGACAGAACUUCAUUCCCCCUAAGAAACCCAAGACAUUUCUGCAGCUGGUGUGGGAGGCUCUGCAGGACGUUACGCUUAUAAUCCUGGAAGUUGCUGCAAUCAUCUCUCUGGGCUUGUCCUUCUACCAUCCACCAGGAGGUGACAGUGAAGCAUGCGGCCAGGUUUCAGGUGGCGCCGAGGACGAGGGCGAGUCCCAGGCUGGCUGGAUUGAGGGCGCUGCCAUCCUGUUCUCAGUCAUCAUUGUGGUCCUGGUGACAGCCUUUAAUGAUUGGUCCAAAGAGAAGCAGUUCCGCGGGCUGCAGAGUCGCAUCGAGCAGGAGCAAAAGUUCACGGUCAUCCGCAAAGGCCAGGUUAUCCAGAUCCCUGUGGCCGAGAUUGUGGUGGGGGAUAUUGCUCAGAUCAAAUACGGAGACUUGCUGCCUGCUGACGGGAUCCUGAUCCAAGGCAACGACCUGAAGAUUGAUGAGAGCUCUCUGACUGGAGAAUCUGAUCACGUCCGCAAGUCUCUGGAGAAAGACCCCAUGCUGCUGUCUGGAACCCAUGUGAUGGAGGGAUCAGGCAGAAUGGUGGUAUCCGCCGUUGGCCUCAACUCUCAAACCGGCAUCAUCUUUACUCUGCUGGGCGCCAGUGAGAACGACGAGGAGAAGAAGGUCAAGAAAAGUAAAAAACAAGGACCCCCCGAAAAUCGCAACAAAGCCAAGACCCAGGAUGGCAUCGCCCUGGAGAUCCAGCCACUGAAGAGCGAGGAGGCCGCCGAGUCAGAGGAGAAGGAGGAGAAAGAGGAGGCCAAACCAGUGAAGAAGGUCAAUGUGACCAAGAAGGAGAAGUCAGUGCUGCAGGGCAAACUGACCAGACUUGCUGUGCAGAUCGGGAAGGCUGGUCUGAUCAUGUCGGCCGUGACCGUCAUCAUCCUCAUCCUUUAUUUUGUGAUCGACACCUUCGGGAUCCAGGGUCGGCCCUGGUUGGCCGAGUGCACCCCCAUCUACAUCCAGUACUUUGUCAAGUUCUUUAUCAUCGGUGUGACUGUGCUGGUGGUGGCUGUUCCUGAGGGGCUGCCACUCGCCGUCACCAUCUCUCUGGCCUACUCUGUUAAGAAAAUGAUGAAGGACAAUAACCUGGUGCGUCACCUGGAUGCCUGCGAGACCAUGGGCAACGCCACGGCCAUCUGCUCAGACAAGACUGGCACGCUGACCAUGAACCGGAUGACAGUGGUACAAGCAUACAUCGGUGACACACACUACAAGACUGUACCUGAACCGGACAUCAUCAAACCUGAGACUCUGGAAAUGAUGGUCAACAGCAUCUCCAUCAACUCUGCGUACACCACCAAGAUCCUGCCUCCAGAGAAAGAAGGUGGUCUGCCCCGCCAUGUGGGCAACAAGACCGAGUGCGCUCUGCUGGGCCUAGUGCUGGAACUGAAGAGAGACUACCAGCCAAUCAGAGACGAGAUCCCCGAAGAGAAACUCUAUAAGGUUUACACCUUCAACUCCUCCCGCAAGUCCAUGAGCACGGUCCUGAAGAACGCUGAUGGAGGCUUCUGCAUGUAUAGCAAAGGAGCGUCAGAGAUCAUCCUGAGGAAAUGCUCUCGUAUUCUGGACGCUCAGGGCCAGCCUCGCGUCUUCAAGCCAAAGGACCGUGAAGAGAUGGUGCGUAAGGUCAUUGAGCCGAUGGCGUGCGACGGGUUGAGGACCAUCUGUGUGGCUUACAAGGACUUUCCUGCCGAGGCCGGAGAGCCGGACUGGGACAGUGAGAACGAUAUCCUGAACGAACUCACCUGCAUCGCAGUAGUUGGCAUCGAGGACCCCGUCAGACCUGAGGUACCUGAGGCUAUUUCUAAAUGCCAGCGUGCAGGCAUCACUGUGCGGAUGGUUACUGGAGACAACAUCAACACCGCCCGUGCCAUCGCAACAAAGUGUGGCAUCCUGCUGCCCGGGGAGGACUUCCUGUGCCUGGAGGGAAAAGAAUUCAACCAGCAGAUCAGAAAUGACAAGGGAGAGGUGGAGCAAGAGCGUCUGGACAAAGUUUGGCCCAAGCUGCGUGUUCUGGCUCGCUCCUCACCGACAGACAAACACACUCUGGUCAAAGGCAUCAUCGACAGCACGGUGGGAGAAACCCGACAGGUGGUGGCAGUGACGGGAGAUGGCACCAACGACGGCCCCGCCCUCAAGAAAGCUGAUGUUGGCUUUGCCAUGGGAAUCGCUGGCACAGAUGUGGCAAAGGAGGCAUCUGACAUCAUCCUGACUGAUGACAACUUCACCAGCAUUGUCAAAGCCGUCAUGUGGGGGAGGAACGUGUACGACAGCAUCUCCAAGUUCCUACAGUUCCAGCUGACCGUCAAUGUGGUGGCCGUGAUCGUGGCGUUCACCGGCGCCUGCAUCACACAGGACUCUCCUCUGAAGGCUGUCCAGAUGCUCUGGGUGAACCUGAUCAUGGACACUCUGGCGUCUCUCGCUCUGGCCACCGAGCCACCCACUGAGUCUCUGCUGCUACGUAAACCUUACGGCCGCAACAAGCCCCUCAUCUCCAGGACCAUGAUGAAGAACAUCCUGGGUCACGCUGUGUACCAGCUUGUCAUCAUCUUCACUCUGCUCUUUGCUGGCGAGAAGUUUUUUGACAUUGACAGCGGUCGCAACGCCCCCCUGCACGCGCCACCAUCUGAGCACUACACCAUCGUGUUCAACGUGUUUGUCAUGAUGCAGCUGUUCAACGAAGUCAACGCCAGGAAGAUCCAUGGAGAGAGGAACGUAUUCGAGGGCAUCUACAGGAAUCCCAUCUUUUGCAGCGUCGUCCUGGGGACCUUCAUCUUGCAGAUCAUCAUUGUUCAGCUCGGAGGGAAGCCGUUUUCCUGCACGGCAUUGACCAUCGACCAGUGGCUGUGGUGCGUGUUCAUCGGUGUUGGAGAGCUGCUGUGGGGACAGCUGAUCACAGCUGUCCCGACCCACCGCCUGAGGUUCCUGAGAGAAGCAGGUCACGGCACAACAAAGGAGGAGAUCCACGAGGAGGAGAUGACAGAGGGUGUCGACGAGAUUGACCACGCCGAGAUGGAGCUGAGGAGAGGCCAGAUCCUCUGGUUCAGAGGUCUGAACCGCAUCCAGACACAGAUUAAGGUGGUGAAUGCGUUCCGUAGCUCCCUGUACGAGGGGCUGGAGAGCCCAGUGUCCCGCAACUCCAUCCACAACUUCAUGGCCCAUCCUGAAUUUCUCCCCAUGUCCGAGGAGGAGGCUCGCAUACCCCCCAUCAGCGAGACCGGAGAAGAGAUUGAAACCCUCCCCAGCGCCUCCCCUGGGGCGAGGGGAGGAGGAGAGCCACCCAUCGCCUUCCACAACAGCCACGAGUUAUCCAUCUGAGCUCCUCCUCCUCCUCCUCCUCCCUCCUCUACAUCAUCACCAUGUCAUCCCACCAACCGAACUGCUGAGGAGGGAAGUCAUUCCCUCAUUCUGCACGCACACAUGCUUUGCAUUGUCUUCACCCGCCUCAGUCAUUCUUGCCACGUUCUGUUUUUCAUGCUGACUGCGGCGUUGUUCUGCCUGUAAGUUUGCCCCCACCACCACCACAUACAUGAAUCAGUGAAGGGUGGAGUCCUGAGCCUCCACUGUGGAAGCCCUGUCCUUGUCCAUUCAUGUAUAUUUUUUACUUGAUGAUCCUUUUGAAAAGCUUUUAAACUGUGUUGGGUUCAAUCUUUGCAGGACUCACAGCAGCGUGUCGUGUACUUGCUUCAUUCCUGCGUAACGCUCUCAAAAACGGCACCGAACUUUUCAAAGAGUGCGGUGAUUCUCAUGUACAUAUAUGCUUUCGCUCUUCUACACAGCUAACAGCCAGGUUUGGUGAUCAGAAGAUUUUUAGGCAAAUGCAACAAUGUAACUUGUUUUUAUUUUAGAUGUUGAGCAUUUGUUUGUUUUUAAAAUCUUUAAUGAAUGUUAAUUGCUGGUUGAUUCAGGCUCCUGAGAAUGUCUUGUGAGUGUGACACUACAGUCUUCAAGGUUCAAAAGUUAAAAAAAUGCUUUUGCUCUUUAUUGUGUCUGUAUGUUUUUUUUUUUUUUUUAAGCUGCAGUUUUGCAUGUUGAAGGACAGAAUGUUUACUACCCAUAAAUAUCAAACAUGGCGGCGUCCAGAGAGGGCUUGCUUUCUGCUCAGUAGGGGUCUGACCUCAUCUCAUCCAGUCAGGGUUCUAGUUCUCUCUGCCCCUCCCUCUGCAGUCCACAGUGUUGAUAGGAAGCAGGAGUGUGGUUCAUGUUUUCCCCUCUAGUAGGAUGCAUGUUGUGUUUCAUUCGUGUUGAGUUGCAUGAAAACUUAGGAAUGAAUAUUUGGGAUUCGCUUAGAGAGCCAUCUGUGUGUUAGUCUGCUGCAGCAUCUGUUCAGAGCUCCAUGAACUUGCUGUCUGUAAAACUGAACAACCUGUGACCGCAACAGGACAAAACCAGACUCGUUAGUACACAGCUAACAUCGAGGAAGCUGCAGCAGGGUGGUUAGCGAUUGUUGUCUCCUCUGCAUACAUGUUGCACACCUCAGAGCUCUUGUAGAUGACUUCAGUCUGCAUGUAGGCCACAUGGUCCUAGAUUUUGCAGGUCACAGGACAGUGAUUCACCCAUACAUACUCAUGCAGGGUUGCAAGGUGCCAAAGCCCACCCCAGCUGACAUUGAUUGAAAGGCAGGUACACCCCAGUCAGCCAGUGGCGCCUUCCUUGCUGUCAUCAAAGUAGAGGAAAUGCUGGUAAAAUGAGGUCACAACAUAAACUAAAUGCCCUGAUUGCCAACAAGGAGAUGGAAUACAGCUUUACCUGAACCCCGGUGAGGUGGACAACCUUUCCCCCCAUAGUGUUGUUCACCACGUGGUUGGGACCAGCCUGCUCCAGUCCUGUUCUUGUUGUGCAGACAAGCACUGAAUCCACACUGAUUUCUGUUCAUUUACAGUAGGUUAACAAAUAGCUACAGACAGAAACAAACUUUUCCUGCAUUGUUAUCUUGUUUUAUCUUUCUUUUCACCAUGACCAUGACACUGUGAGGCAACCUCAUCAUCAACCACUGCCCCAGAAUGUAAAUCACAUGAGUCUGCGCAUCUAUGUCGAAAGUGUAAUUCGGGCCUUGUCCUGUUUUUCGACAUGGUGUGAAAGAUGAGCAUAUAAUUAGCUCGCAUCUUUUAGGCUUAAAUUCACCAAACUGAACACUUACCACUGCCACUACUCCCUUUGUCUCUUCAAAAUAAAAGCCCAUCUAGACAAGGUGUUAUAGCUUUUAUUUGUCUAUCCAUUUUCUGCCACGUAUCUAGGUCAGGGUUGCGCUGGCCUCAGACUAAGCUGGGUAGCUCCAGCUGACCUUGUCUUCUCUCGAGAAAAGUCCUCCAGCUCUUUCUGGUGGAUCCAUAGAUGUUCCCAGCACCGAUGGGAUGCAUAAUCCCUGCAGUGUAUUCUGGGUCAGUUUCUGUAUAAUUAUAGUAACUCUGUUUUACACUGAAUAAAAACUGAAAUUUCACUUUAGUUUCAGGCUGAAUUUCAAAAAAUAACGAAUCUCAAAAUCUCAAGCAGAAACUCCAGCACAGAUUUUUCACUGAAAUAUGUCCAACUCUGUGGACAAGUUUGCGAGUGCACAUGUAUUUGUGUCCACUUGCAUCUUUCCGCUGACUUCGUCAUCACGCUGCCUCUGAAAUGGCUUCAGUUGAAUGUGAAUGUGCAUUAAAAGGGGGAAUGACUACAGUGUCGAUGAGUCUGUUUUGGGUCACAGUGCAGGAAGUUCGUUUAAACAAACAGGAAGUUAAUGGAUCGUCUGUGUUUUAAACAACGCCUCUGAUAUUUACCUUGUUUGUCAGAUUUUAUGAACAGAACCUAAGUCAGCUGGGAGUGACAUCACACAGCCAGCAGCAGAGGAGGUGUUUGAUCAUCAUCAUCUCUGUCUGUGUUUAAUUUACAGAUGUUAGUGUGCUGGCCACGCUGAGGUUUAUGAGAUAAUGGGAAAUGGUAGAAUUAAAUCCAGUGUGUGUGCCUGCUGCCACUCAGUACUUCCUGCCUGCCGUUGUCCACAGAUUGCUGUCUAAAAGAAGGAGAAGUCAUCCUCCAAUCAGAAGCAGCAACGCGUCUAAUCCCCUCUUAGUCUGACUAGCAGCCAUCAACCUAUCUAUGAACUAGGACACAUUAUUGAAGUAAUGUGCUACUACUGCCAUAUUUCCAGCUUUUUGUCAUGACUACGUUCUUCCUCUCCCCUCUGAUGAGCUUUUCUAUGUAACUCAGAGCCAUAUUUUAUAGGUUGUCUGUAUUGUUUUUUAUCUCAUUGUCAUCAAGGUUUCCUUUGGACUUUCUCAUCCCAGAAUCCUCGACCCCCUCACCUACCCUGGCCCUUUACUCCAAACAUGACCAAAAAGCAAGGAGAAAAUCAUCAGUCGUCACUGCCGAACCAGGUUUAAAGGACCUCUACAAUGUUUACAUGAAAAGCAAGUGGGUGGCAGUUCGCCUGCGCUUCUCUCAUCCGACCACUUCCUUUCAUUCCCUUGCUUUCCUGAAUCUUAGAGUUACUAUUUAACUAAAUGGGGGAUCUUUCUUGCAUGGUUUUCAUAUAAAAUUAAAUGUUUUGCUCAUUUUUUACAAUUCUUCUGUAUUUUUAUAUUAAGUACUUUUUAAUAUUUUGGAGAUAUAUGAAUAUAUAUGUAUAGGCUGAAGAGUGUGGUGACAGUACAGUACAUGAAUGAGAUGACUCUACCGUGGACUAUGUCUUUAUACAGCUCUCUAAAUAUUUAUACCACGUGUGUCGUCUUGAUCACCUGAUGUUAGGGCUCUGAAACCUGCAGUGACUUGUUACUUCCUGUUGGCAGUUCAGUUGGAAUCUCAACAACCUAGUCCCAUCAGCCCCCUUUUACGAGUAUAUUCACUUUAUCUAAGAUGUUGUGACACACUACACGCUAUGUGAUUUCACAUUUAUCCAACUCCAUUAGACUUAAGCAAAUGCAACGUGAAUACAGCUAACUGUAUCAAGCAUUAAAUGGGAGUGUAUAAUUAUUUAUCCAA
Molecule: messenger RNA, 7985 nt
Organism: Monopterus albus (swamp eel)
Lineage: Eukaryota; Metazoa; Chordata; Actinopteri; Synbranchiformes; Synbranchidae
Product: plasma membrane calcium-transporting ATPase 1-like
Exons: 21
Coding region: 750-4340 (1196 amino acids)
Biological process (GO): calcium ion transmembrane transport; regulation of cytosolic calcium ion concentration
Cellular component (GO): plasma membrane; intracellular membrane-bounded organelle
Molecular function (GO): PDZ domain binding; ATP hydrolysis activity; ATP binding
Source: RefSeq, a predicted model, not a curated record